AUGCCGAGCCUCAUUGUAAUGACAGGCCUAGCUAGCCUUGUUGUAUCUGGUACGCUGGCAGCUGGGCUCGGCGCCUACAACGUCGACCCCAACAGCGUGUCGGUGUCUGGACUCUCCGCCGGAGGGUUCAUGGCGGCACAGCUGGGCGUUGCCUACUCCGAUACUUUCAAGACAGGAUUUGGCAUUUUUGCUGGUGGCCCAUAUGAUUGCGCGCGCAACCAACUGUACAGCAGCUGCAUGAACAAUCAGAACCCAUCCAUUACAAAGCCCGUGGCUAAUAUGCAAUCGUGGAGCGGGAACCAAAUUGAUCCUCUCGCCAACCUCCAGAGUCGCCAGAUCUAUAUGCAGGUCGGAUCGGCUGACAGAACCGUAGGACCCAAGCCUAUGAAUCAGCUCAAGGCACAGUUGGCCAAUUUUGAUGAUCCAUCCAGGGUCUCAUUCGUCACGACCGUUGGAGCAGCUCACGUUUUUCCUACAGAUUUCGAUGGGUCCGGCAACAAUGCUUGUGGAGAAACCCUAUCUCCUUACAUCGGUAAUUGCGGGUAUGAUGGUGCGGGCGCAGUCUUGAAGUGGAUGUACGGUGAUCUCGAGCCCCGAAAUAACGGACAACUCUCUGGCACACUUUUGUCUUUCUCCCAGGCAGGCGCUUACGGCGCCCCUGGAAUGGACAGCACUGGAUAUAUCUAUGUCCCACAGGCUUGUCAGGGUGGUUCCAGUGUAUGCAAACUGCACGUGGCUCUCCAUGGAUGCGCGCAGAGUUACGGCCAGAUUGGAGCCAAGUUCAUCAACAAUAGUGGCUACAACAAAUGGGCAGAUACAAACAACAUUAUCAUUCAUUAUCCGCAAGCCAAGACGGACUACUCGGUUCAUCCAAUUUGGGGUGGACUUAUCCUAAAUAACCCUAAUGCUUGUUUUGACUGGAUCGGCUGGUAUGGAUCGAAUGCUGACCAGAAGGGAGGCGUUCAAGUGCAGGCUCUGGUCAAUCAAGUAAACCAGAUCACGAGUGGUUACACGGCGUAG
Molecule: messenger RNA, 1020 nt
Organism: Clonostachys rhizophaga
Lineage: Eukaryota; Fungi; Ascomycota; Sordariomycetes; Hypocreales; Bionectriaceae
Source: the annotation of a GenBank genome assembly